UUAUCAGACAUCAUGAGCCCAGCCCAGUGGUGUUACCAGAGCCAGUACUCCUGCGAUGACACAUGCAGAGACCCCAGCCACUGGGCAGCUCAGUUUCCCAGCUGUGGAGGAUUACGCCAGUCACCAAUUAACAUUGUCACCAGUAAAGUGCACGUCAACAGCGCCCUGCCACCCUUCGACUUCAUCGGUCACACCGACAUAAUCAACAUCACAGUGGAAAACAAAGGACACUCUGCCCACUUUGUUCUGCCACAGUCAGUCCGACUGACUGGAGGAGCUCUACCCGGUCACUACAGAGCUGCCCAGUUUCACUUCCACUGGGGGGGCGACGGGAGACCAGGAUCGGAGCACACCAUCGACGGAGAGAGAUUCCCCAUGGAGCUGCACAUAGUCCACAUUAAAGAGCCGUACGGUUCUCUGGCCGAGGCAGAACAUGAUAUGGCAGGUAUAGCUCUGCUCGCCUUCCUGUUUGAGGAAACAACAGACGAUCAUCCUCAUUUGGAUACAGUAAUAGCUGCUCUGGGCCGAGUACAAAACAAUGGCAGCAGCACCGUGAUCCCAAACUUUCGACUGAGUGACAUUAUCCCGUCUGCGAAGGACCUCCACAGUUACUACCGCUAUGUGGGCUCCAUGACGACUCCGGGAUGUGAACAGGCAGUUGCCUGGACGUUGUUUCACAGGACCCUGUCCAUCAGCAGUCGACAGCUGGAUGCAAUAGUGAAGCAGUGUCAAUUCUGGACCGGACAGCCCAUGACUGACAUCUUCAGACCUACGCAGCCUCUGGAUGGCAGAGUUGUGUACCGCUCCAGAGCCACUGCAUCUCUGACGAGUGCGAUCCACUUGUGGCUUGCUGGUCUCGCAGCAGUGCUCUGGACAACGAAUCUGAUACACUGACUCACAUCAUGAAAACACCUGAUUUACGUGGCAAAAGCUACUAUAUG
This is a messenger RNA of Xiphias gladius (swordfish), 941 nucleotides long. It is a transcript of the gene ca4c, whose product is annotated as carbonic anhydrase IV c. The transcript has 8 exons. The record is from RefSeq and is a predicted model, not a curated record. Gene Ontology annotation, molecular function: carbonate dehydratase activity; zinc ion binding. The coding region runs from base 13 to 894 and encodes 293 amino acids. Gene Ontology annotation, cellular component: plasma membrane. Lineage: Eukaryota; Metazoa; Chordata; Actinopteri; Istiophoriformes; Xiphiidae.